AUGGAAAUGAUUACUGCAAAAUCUGAAAUGGGCCCUGGAAGGCGUCGUUUGUGCAUGGCAGAAGGUGACAAUAUUGAGAUUAAGUGUAUUAAGAGACGUCGAAGAGACCCCUCCACUGGUUCACUAGGCUGCUACAAUCAACAAGGAGAACAACAGCAGCAACAAGGUGAUCAACCUACUGCCACCACAGUGAAGAGAAGUUCAAGAUUCCGGGGCGUCAGCAGACAUAGAUGGACUGGAAGGUUCGAAGCUCACUUAUGGGAUAAAGCUUCCUGGAAUCCAACACAAAGGAAGAAGGGAAAACAGGUUUAUCUUGGAGCUUAUGAUGAAGAAGAAUCUGCAGCAAGAGCCUAUGAUUUGGCUGCUAUUAAGUACUGGGGAACAUCAACUUUCACAAAUUUUCCGGUAUCUGAUUAUGAGAAGGAAAUUGAGAUAAUGAAAGCUGUAACAAAAGAGGAAUACUUAGCCUCUUUAAGAAGGAGAAGCAGUGGUUUCUCGAGGGGUGUUUCCAGGUACAGAGGUGUUGCAAGGCAUCAUCACAAUGGGAGAUGGGAGGCAAGAAUAGGGAGGGUGUUUGGAAACAAGUAUCUUUAUCUUGGCACUUACGGUACACAAGAGGAGGCUGCUCAUGCUUAUGAUAUUGCAGCAAUCGAGUACAGAGGGAUCAAUGCAGUAACCAACUUUGACCUAAGCACAUAUAUCAGAUGGCUAAAACCUGGAGCCAAUCAAACAACCUUAGUUUCUCAGCCCAUGACAGCAUCUAACCCUUUUCCGACCGAGCAGACACCUGACGUACCCCUCUUCAACUCCAAUCCUUUCACAGUAGAAGCCUUAGACAGCCCAAGGAAGCAAGAUGUUUUGCAAAAGAAGGCCCCUGUUAGUCCUUGUCCCAAGUCAUCUUCCCCCACUGCACUGAGCCUUCUGCUUAGGUCUUCAAUGUUUAACAAAUUAGUCGAGGAAAACUUGAAUGCUAACUUUGAUGUAACUGAAGAGAACGACACAAAAGAGCUACUGGAGAUAGUCGACAACAAUGGAGUGGGAGAUAUGUUCUAUAAUGAAAUUGAUCAUGUCCCAGACGCCCUUCCUGGUUUAGAAUCAGAAGAUGGUAAGCUGCCAUUAUAUAACAAAACUGGGCAGUUUACAUGGAAUGGUGCCUUAAACCUACCUUUGUUACAUUAA
Messenger RNA from Theobroma cacao (cacao), 1179 nucleotides. Its product is annotated as AP2-like ethylene-responsive transcription factor At2g41710. Gene Ontology annotation, biological process: regulation of DNA-templated transcription. The record is from RefSeq and is a predicted model, not a curated record. Gene Ontology annotation, molecular function: DNA-binding transcription factor activity; DNA binding. NCBI's taxonomy places the organism in Eukaryota, Viridiplantae, Streptophyta, Magnoliopsida, Malvales, Malvaceae.